Molecule: messenger RNA, 4761 nt
Organism: Nerophis ophidion (straightnose pipefish)
Lineage: Eukaryota; Metazoa; Chordata; Actinopteri; Syngnathiformes; Syngnathidae
Gene: ccdc80
Product: coiled-coil domain containing 80
Exons: 10
Coding region: 490-2976 (828 amino acids)
Source: RefSeq, a predicted model, not a curated record
UUUUUUUUUACUUACUGCUUCUAUGAAGAGGCGUGGUGUUGAGUUCAAAACCGUCAGGAAAGUGGAGCUCCGGAGGUGGAUGAGGACUUUUGUUGUCAAGCAGGACUCCGACGGGAAGGUUGGAAACACGGCGAGGAGCACAGAAUCCGCUGGAGGAUAUAUUCACACAAAGUUGGAAUUAAAACAAAGAAGUGGAGUUUCGAUUCCCCGCGAGAUGCGACGUGGACGUGCUCUUAAAACGCAGGUUUGAAUUAGUCUCAACAAUGAAGAAUAUCACUAAGCGCUUGGGGAUUUUAUUAACUUGAGAUGCGUUUUUGCGUGUAGUCGCCACUUUUUUACGAACGAUUAACUUUUUUAAAAACACUUUUUUUUUAAACUCUUCUCAUGCUGUGAGUCACACUCACUAUCAGAUGUGCAUCUUCGCCUGGAGUUAAUUUAUUUAUUUUUUUUAUUUAAUUUUUUGCCUUCAAAUGCUGUAAUUGGUGCAUAAUGUGUCAGGUUUCCGCGCUCACCUUGGCGCUAAUGUUCCUCCUGACGUGGACAGGCGAGGCCGACACGCACACCCGUCGCAUUCGGGCGCAGCUGCACCGGCGACCGAGGCCCGCCAGGGGGCGCCCACUCGAGCGGGCGCGUCCCGGGUUCGCGUCCGCCAUCUCCGUGCACAGCUCAAUAGAGGGCCGUGACGUGCAGGCGGACGAGGGCACACGUAGGGCGGGGAGGAGAGGAGCCGGGGCUGGGAUGCCGCAAGACCAGGGUGCCCACCUGGCCAGGUCCCGGGUGGCGAGGAUGCCCGCCGGCGCCCGUUCGCCCAACCUGCUGGCCAGUUUCGCCGGGAAGAACCGAGUCCUGGUGAUCACGGCGCCGCACGACUCGGAAGGCUACUACCGGUUGAUGAUGUCGCUUCUGAAACCCGACGUGUACUGCGAAUUGGCGGAGAGGCACGUCCAGCAGAUCGUGAUGUUCCACCAGGAGGGUGAGAUGGGCGGGAAAGUGCGAAGGAUCACCAACGAGGGCAAAGUGAUGGAAGAGCCGCUGGACACCGCCCUCAUCCCCAGACUCAUGAGCUUCCUCAAGCUGGAGAAAGGUAAAUUUGGCAUGGUACUGCUGAAGAAAACCCUGCAAGUGCAGGAACGGUACCCCUACCCCGUUAGGCUGGAGGCCAUGUACGAGGUGAUAGACCAGGUGCCCAUGAGGAGGCUGGAGAAGCUUCGCCAGAAAGGUUUUGUCCAGAAGUGUAAAGGAGCGGGCGUGGAAGGUCAAGUGGAAGAGGGCACACUACCUGUGGAUACACCGGUUGAAAGAAAACCAGUAAAAAAAUUCCUCAGAAAGCCCACAACAACAACCGCAUCUGUGGCAACAGUAACUCCACCAACGACUCGACCAACAACAACAACCACAACUCGACCAACAACUACCACCACAACAACCAAGGCCACAACAACCACAAGAAGAACCACCACCAAACGAACCGCCACCACCACAACCACCCUGACACCGACCAGACCCCACACCCCGGUUAUGGUGGAACCCGCACCACCGAGAACCACUGCCGAUUCCUAUUACUACAACCCAAGAGAGAGGGAGCGCUUCCCAGCUAAAACCACACCGUCCGGAGAUAACCACACAGACAAGGACCACAAGGAUCCGCACAGUCACAAGCUGGUCCCGGUCACGCGAAAACCCUCCAAGAGAAAGAACGGAAGAGAGAAGGUGCUAACAAACGAGUACGAGGACAAGCCUACGGUCACCUAUCCCGAGGAGAACGAAGGCUUCCCGGACAUCAGCCCUACCAAGAAGGUGAAGGCCAAGCACGAGAAGAAGAAGAACAAGAACGAGAAGGCGGCCAAGAAGGCUGAGAGGCGAGGGGGGAAGGUGGGCAAAGAGGGCAAAGGCGGCAAGAAAAAUGGAAAGAAGCUGUCAAAGUACCCGGAGAAGGACGACUACCCCAAACCCACAAAAAAGCCAACACCUCCUCCGAAGGGGUCUCUUGCCUCCUUCCUGGAUUACUUUGAGAACCGGAGAAGACUGCUGUUGAUUACAUCACCCGGCGAGGAGAACAAGAUGUAUGUCCAGCAGAGGGACGAGUACUUGGAGUCAGUGUGCGAGAUGGCCAUCAGGAAAGUCUCCAUCAUCACCAUCUUUGGCUCGCUCGUCAACUCCACCAUGAAAAUUGACCACUACCAGUUGGAGAAUGACAAGCCAAUGAAGGGGCUGCGUCAGGAGGAUCUCGUGAACCAGGACCUGAUUACCGAGUUGAGAAAAGAAUUCAGUAUGAUCCACGAUGAUUUCAACAUGGUACUGACUGACACGGACAUGAGGGUGAAGCAAUCCUACGAGGUUCCCAUCGCCAUGAAGGCCGUGUUCAACUACAUUGACACGUUCUCUUCGCGCAUCAGAGAGAUGGAGCAGCAGAAGCGAGACAGCGUUGUUUGCAAGAAAGAAGACAAGCCGAGAUCGUUGGAGAACUUCCUCUCGAGGUUCCGAUGGAGGCGUCGUCUCUUCAUCAUCUCCACCCCAAAUGACGAAGAGUGGGCCUAUCAGCAGCAGCUCUAUGGCCUGAGCAGCCAGGCCUGCAACCUGGGUUUAAGGCACAUUUCCGUUCUGAAGUUGGUUGGGACAGACAUCCUGGACAUGGGAGGAGUCUUGGAACUAUAUCCUUUUAAUGGAAGCGCCACGGUGGAACGAGAAGGCAUGACAGCCACCCUCGUCAAGGACAUGAGGAACUACUUCCAAAUCAGCCCGGAAUACUUCUCCAUGCUGCUGGUCGGGAAGGACGGCAACGUCAAGUCCUGGUACCCCUCGCCCAUGUGGUCCAUGGCGAUCAUCUACGACCUAGUGGACUCGAUGCAGCUGCGCCGACAGGAAAUGGCCAUCCAGCAGUCGCUGGGAAUGCGCUGCCCUGAGGACGAGUACGGCGGCUACGGUUACCACCAGCACGGCUAUCAAGACGGCUAUCACCAGGGCUACGGUUACUAGCUGGUUCUUUAAACAUGUGGAUGCUCACCGCGUACAUGAGAGCACUCUCUCUCCUUCCGUAGGCAGCCCUUUAAUUUCCCCAAGAUGAGGUCAUUGGGUGUUUUUGCAGUACAAAGUGGAGGCAGUCAAAUGAUAGCUUUCACCUCACCACUUCUCCCAAGUAUAAUUCUGUAUGGCGCCACUUAAUGGUCAUUUGCAAAAGGCUCCAUCUAAUCAAGAGAGGGUUCGCCAAUAAAAGUAGAGGAGCUUAGAGGGAAAUUUUUGUAUUUUGAAUUUAGUUUUAUCAUUGGAGUCAUAUGUAUUUAUUGGACUUCUGUUGCAGUUAUUCAGCUGCUCUUGUGUUGCAUUAUUAUUUAUACUCUAUUGUGGCUAUGGAAUAUAUCACUUUCCUACUAGCAAUGCUAUCAAGUUCAGUGUCAAUCUGCUUUUGUUUAUUUUUGUUUUGUUAGCUUUUUAUCCUCCUGAGAACAAGCAUCUACUUCAGUGGACAUUUAUUUCUUAAAGGCCUACUGAAACCCACUACUACCCACCACGCAGUCUGAUAGUUUAUAUAUCAAUGGUGAAAUCUUAACAUUGCAACAAAUGCCAAUACGGCCUUUUUAGUUUCCUAAAUUGCAAUUUUAAAUUUCCCGGGAGUUUUUUCUUGAAAACGUUGCGUAAUGAUGACGUGUAUGCUUGACGUCAUGGGCUGUUAGGAAAUAUGAGCGCUGCGCACACACAAAGCUAAAAGGUUGUCUGCUUUAACCGCAUAGAUACACAGUAUUUUUGGACAUCCGCGUUGCUGAAUCCUUUGCAAUUUGUUCAAUUAAUAUUGGAGAAGUCAAAGUAGAAAGAUGGAGUUUGGAAGCUUUAGCCUUUAGCCACACAAACACACGGUGAUUCAUUGUUUAAAAUUCACAGAGGUGAAACUUUACAAUGGAUCACAGCGAACAUGGAUCCCAACCGAAUGUCAACCAGCAGGUUUCGGUGAGAAAAUUGUGGUAAAAAGUCGCUUCUUACCGGAUAUCAGAUGAGCUUGUGCUGCUCAUACAGCUGCCGUCGACUUCCCUGAGACACUAGCUGCGUCAAGACACCCGUGGACACACACCCCCGACUAUCAGGUACUGUUAAACUCACUAAAACACUAGCAACACAAUAGAAAGAUAAGGGAUUUCCCAGAAUUAUCCUUUUAAAUGUGUCUAAAAACAACCGGAAUCCAUCCCAAUGCAAUUGCGUUUUUUUUUAACUCUUUUUUUUUUUUUUUCCUAGUCCGUCGCUAUCAAUAUCCUCAAACACGAAUUUCAUCCUCGCUCAAAUUAAUGUGGAAAUUGUCGUUUUCUCGGUCCGAGUAGCUGUUUUUGUUGGAGGCUCCCAUUAAAAUCAAUCUGAAUAUGUGAGGAGCCAUCAACAUGUGACGUCAUCGUCUGCGACUUACAGUAGAGGCAGGGCUUUUCUCUUCGCACCGAAAGUUGCAAACUUUAUCAUGGAUGUUCUCUACUAAAUCCUUUCAGCAAAAAUAUGGCAAUAUCGCGAAAUGAUCAAGUAUGACACAUAGAAUGGACCUGCUAUCCCCGUUUAAAUAAGAAAAUCUCAUUUCAGUAGGCCUGUAAGUCAUUUAAGAAAUUUCCGCGUUAUGCUAAACACAAAAAUCCACUGCAGAGGAUGCUGGUUCUCAGAAGCUUACACUAUUGAAUUAUGAGUAUGAUAUGAAAUCCUGGCCUUGGGAGAGAUAUUUGUAUAAAAUGUGUAACACCAUAAGACGAUGUGUUAAAUAAUGACAUUUCUUGUAAUAAAAUGUGAAAUAUU